GCCGGGGCUCCCCUCACGGCGCAGCGGCGUUGGUGUCUCUUCUCGCGGCGGGGGAAGGUACCCUCGGAGACAGGGAUGGAGCCGGCCAGGCGGGUCACGGCGCUGCUGCCGCUGCUUCUGUGGGCCACGGCGGCGUUAGCGUUGUUGUUGUUAUCAGCUCCAGGCCUUGCCGCUGCUGAUGAAGAAGGAACUCAAGAGGAGCCCUUUGAAUCAAAGACAACCUUGCCUUCUGAGGAACAGGUGAAAGACCAUUCAACUGGAACCCAUGUGGUAGCAGGUCAGAUCUUCAUUGACUCUGAUGAACCCGAGUCUCACAUUGAAGAUGGAGAGAGUUUCAGAAGCCAAGAGGAGGAAAAGGAAAGAACUUUGGAGGAACUAAAUCCUCUAGAACUGUCAUCCCUAUUAAAUAAGGAUUUGGAAGAGGUAGAAACACAAAAAGCAGUUUUGACAGCCAUUGGAGGAACUGCAGAUGGUGAGCCAUGCUACUUCCCCUUUCUUUUUCUGGAGAAGGAAUACUCGGAAUGUACUGCAGAUGGAAGGGAGGACGGUAGACUCUGGUGUGCAACAACCUAUGACUACAAGUCUGAUCAAAAGUGGGGCUUCUGUGAAACUGAAGAAGAAUCUAAUAGGAGAAGACAAAUGCAAGAGGCAGAGGAUGUUUACCAGACUGGAAUGAAAAUCCUUAAUGAAAGCAGUAAAAAGGCCCAGAAGAAAGAAGCAUAUCAGUAUCUUAUGAGAGCAGCUGACAUGAAUCAUACAAAAGCAAUGGAAAAAGUGUCUUAUGCCAUGUUGUUUGGGGACUACUUGAAGCAAAACGUUCGGUCAGCUAAAGAACUCUUUGAGAAACUGACUGAAGAAGGGUCUCCUAAGGGGCAAACAGCCCUUGGAUUUCUCUAUGCCUCUGGCCUUGGUGUUAAUUCCAGCCAAGCAAAGGCACUAGUUUUUUACACUUUUGGUGCCCUUGGAGGAAAUUUGAUAGCGCAUAUGAUUCUGGGCUACCGGUACUGGGCUGGGAUAGGAGUCCUUCAAAGUUGUGAAUCUGCUCUCACACAUUACCGUCUAGUAGCCAAUCAUGUGGCUAGUGACAUCUCUCUAACAGGAGGCACAGUGGUGCAGAGAAUUCGUCUUCCAGAUGAAGUAGAAAAUCCAGGAAUGGCAAGUGGGAUGCUAGAGGAAGAUUUAAUACAAUAUUACCAAUUCCUAGCUGAAAAAGGAGACGUUCAAGCGCAGGUUGGACUUGGGCAGUUGCAUCUGCAUGGUGGAAGAGGUGUAGAACAAAAUCAUCAGCGAGCUUUUGAAUACUUCAAUCAAGCAGCUACUGCUGGUAACUCCCAUGCUAUGGCAUUUUUGGGAAAGAUGUAUUCAGAAGGAAGUGAUAUUGUACCUCAAAGCAAUGAGACGGCUCUUCAGUACUUCAAGAAAGCUGCUGAUAUGGGCAAUCCAGUAGGGCAGAGUGGCCUAGGGAUGGCUUAUCUGUACGGAAGAGGUGUUCCAGUGAAUUAUGAGCUAGCCUUGAAGUAUUUCCAGAAGGCAGCAGAACAGGGAUGGGUAGAUGGGCAGCUUCAGCUGGGCUCCAUGUAUUACAAUGGAAUUGGAGUCCAAAGAGACUAUAAGCAAGCCUAUAAGUAUUUUAACUUGGCUUCUCAAGGAGGGCAUAUUCUGGCCUUCUAUAACUUGGCACAAAUGCAUGCCACUGGCACUGGUGUCAUGCGCUCCUGUCAUACAGCUGUGGAGCUGUUUAAGAACGUAUGUGAGCGAGGCCGUUGGUCUGAGAAGCUUAUGACUGCCUACAAUAGCUAUAAAGAUGGUGAUACAAAUUCUGCUGUUGUUCAAUAUCUGCUGCUGGCGGAACAAGGCUAUGAGGUUGCACAAAGCAAUGCUGCCUUCAUUCUUGAUCAAAAAGAGGCCAGCAUAAUAGAAGAGAAUGAGACUUAUCCCAGAGCCUUACUGCACUGGAAUAGAGCAGCCUCCCAAGGUUACACUGUUGCUCGACUGAAACUUGGCGAUUACCAUUUCUAUGGCUUUGGAACUGAAGUUGAUUACGAAACAGCAUUUAUUCACUACCGACUGGCAACGGAGCAGCAGCACAGUGCCCAAGCUAUGUUCAACCUGGGCUAUAUGCAUGAGAAAGGACUUGGUAUCAAGCAGGAUAUUCACCUUGCAAAACGCUUCUAUGACAUGGCAGCUGAUGCCAGUCCAGAUGCUCAAGUUCCAGUCUUCCUUGCGCUCUGCAAACUAGGAAUCAUUUAUGCCUUCCAGUAUGUACAAGAAACCAAUAUCAAAGAAGUGUUCUCACACCUUGACAUGGACCAGCUCUUGGGACCUGAGUGGGACCUUUACCUCAUGACCAUCAUUGCUUUACUCUUGGGCACAGUCAUUGCUUACAGGCAGAGGCAGCACCAGGCAAUUCCCAGGCCGGCAGGGCCACGGCCAGCUGUGCCUCUCCAGGAUCCUCCCCCAGAGCAUCAGCCACCGCAAUAGCAGGAACCUCAGUGAAGUGAACUGGAUUUUCCAGCCAGGACUGUUUUGCGUGGUUUUAGGACACCCCAUGAAUGGGUCACAUCGGCAAGGGAGGUGUAAAAGAGUGUCGCGUUCUGAAAGUCGCUUAGGACUCUUACCUUUCUUUUUUCAGGGAUAUGUAUGUUUCCUCAAUGCGGAGUUGAAUGUUAUUUCAGUGCCAGUGGAAUAACGAAACAGCUUUUGUGAAACAUGCGUGUGUUACUUCAGAAGUGAUGCCUGCUGUACCAGAUUGUUCAGUGCCCUUUUUCAGUUGUGUCUCAGUAGUUCAGGUGAUGAUUGUGGUGGAGGUUGGCCUACACAGAAAGGAAACUUAUAGUCCAGUCUUUGUUCAAGAAAGUCAAGCCUCUGCUUUUCUUCUAAGUAAAAAAAAAAAAAUAUGCCAUGUGAGUAUGUUUGCAAUUGUGAUAAACUUGAUUUAUUUUUCUGGUUCUCCUCCCAAUUCUUUUGACACCAUCUUAAUCCCUUAAUAGUAUUUCCAACCCUUGAGUGUCUGUGGGUGCUUUCAUUUGGAUAUAUCAGUCCAUAAGCAGAUAAAAAGACUAUCAGUAAAUAUGAAUAUACUUAUUCGCGGUGAUCUGUACUUACCCCUCUCCACUUGGGCAAAUUCUUCCUAGCAGCAGUGGCUGAAGUAUGAUUGCACUUCUAAAAUGACAGAUAAUUUAACGAACAAGUCCUCUGCAGCAUGUGCAGAAUUCUGAUUUUUUAAAAAUUAUGUACACUGCAAGAGCCUUUCUGAGACGUGUAAGGAUUCCACCCCACCCAAGCUCACUCAGCCUCUUUUCUUUUCUUUUCUUUUCUUGUUCCACAAAUAUGCCAAGAUUAGCCGAACAGUGGGCUGGAGAAAAGGCCAGUGCUUUGUUAAGCUCGUCUUUAUGGCAGUCUUUCUUUUCUGUUGCUUUUCCAGUCCAUCAUAAUUCAGGUCUAAUGAGCCAGAUUUGUCUUAACCAGAUAUUGCAAAUUCUAUUCAAGCAUUCAGUUCUAAAUGCAUGAAGGGGCCCUGCAGGAAUGUAUGGCGCUAGCCCUGGCCCCAUAGCAACACAGGCAUUUGCAGCAUUCCACAGCACAUGUGUGGUCAUCUCUUCGAUGCACAUAGGAUUUCAUCCUCAGAGGCAGGAAUCCAAUCUUGUCCCUGUGUCGGAAAACCUAUGCACAUAGAAAGCAGCCCCCUUCAGAUUGAGCUGAAAAUGGCAAAACAAUGCUGGCAUACAUUGUGUGCAUUCCCAGAGGUUUCAAAUGCCCAAACAGGAUGAUUGCAGUAGGUGUAGGAGACACUGCAACUUUGGGUUAUUAAUGUAACCUCAAUCUACAUAUCUGAAAAUUGGUUAAUUCCCAUUUCUGUUGCAUUAGCUAUCAUGAGAUGCAAAGCACUCAAUUAGCAUAUACUAGUCAACUCUAAAUGAUGUAUCGGUUAAUAACACCCUCACCAUUUAUACCGGUUUGGCUCCAGCACACAUGAUUUUUAAGCUCCUUGGAGAGUAGAAAUACGAUGCAGGGGUGAGAGGACCCCCAGACUUUGAUAAGAGCUGUUGUAGUACGAAAACUAAUUCAACAUGUUUUUUCCUUUGGCCUCAAAUCAAACAACAUGUUCCAGGCUAUAAGAUGACUAUGGAUACUUGCUGUUUAACCCAUUGCUCUUUUAGUAAGUCACUAUAUGAAGCAAAGAUGCAAGGACAAUUUUCUGGCUGAACGGAUGCGCAGAAACAUGUUCCUUUUCAACUACUACAGUAGAAUAUACAUGUGUCUGUUUCUAGAGCAUCAUUAUAUCAGCUGUUGGUACCAUUGAAAGCAAUGUGGUAUUUAAAUGUUGUUUAGAGUCUGGACCGCAUACGUUGCAUGCUUCUCAAAAGCACCUUAUCUUGCCUUGUUCAAAUGCCAACAGCCUUUGUUAGUAAGCAAGUAGGCAAGCAUAGUUGGAGUAGCAAGGGUUUCCAUUAAAAGAGAGACACCGUAUGGCUCUAAAAUGUUAGGAUAUUAUUGAGCAAGAUUUUCUUCCAUUAACAUGUCUUGGAAUCUGUGAGAAGAGCUUGUAGAAGCAGAGGUGUUGUGUGGCUUAACAGUAUUAUGAGGUUGGACAACUUUGAAGGUGGUCCGAAUGCUUUUUUUCCCCCAAAAUGUGCAAAUCAGAUAGACAAGGUGCAAACGACAACUAAAACCUUGCCAUAAUUUGGGUCCUACAUACAGAGUACAGUUCAAAGGAACAACAGGGUUUGUGUGGGGGGUAUUCCUUUGGUGUUUCAGCAGCUCCAGUUGGAAGGCUCCAGUUGGAAGUGAUGGUCUCUCUGUUCGUGCAUUUGUUAAUUACUACAGGGUAAAAUCCAGAAAAGUGUGCUUGAUUUCAAAUGAGACUAAAUUGUGAUACAGUUGUUUCCUACGUUAAAAUCAAUACUUUCUUCGGAAUGAACAGCUUAGUAACUGCAUAAUUCUUCAAAAUAACCAAAAUAUUCCCCUCCGCUAUUUCAUUUUAUUGCUUCUGUGGAGCUUUUUAAAGAAUUGCUAAUUGUGCCACUUUAAAUUUGUUUUGAUUCACUUGAAUCCACUUGAAUUCCACUUAAUGUAGUGACUAUAGCCCCCAUAACCACAUCCAUACUAAAACUAAACCUUGAGAUAAGCAAAACACAUGAUCUCCCCUUUUGAAUUAUUUUCCUCCUUUAGAAAGUAGUAAGUGUGUUUCCCUUAUGGAUUUUGCCAUUGCUGAGAAGCUAUUUAAAUAGCAUCCAUUCAGAUUUGAUGUAGCUGACACCAGGUUACAUGGCAGAACCAUCAAGCAAACUCAGGGAUUUAAGAAAAGAUCAGUAGGUCUAGGUUAUCCACAUAUAGUAUCUUUGAAGAUCCUCUUGUUCUGAACUAACCUUUUAAUUUUCCUUUUAAAUUAAGACUAGCAUCUAUUAGUAUAAAAUUGCUUGCAUUCAGUUGGCGCUAGUAAAGCAGGCUUUGCCUUUUAAACUUUUUGUCAUGGGGUGUGAUUUUUUUAAAGAGCACCCUCUUGCUAUUUAGAGGGGCAGGUGGAUUUAAAUUAUCUAAGCUAAAUGGAAUUGCUUGACAUGGAUCCAAUUGUUGGAUUCAAGUUCUUUUAUCGAAGAUAGAUUAGAACAUAAAUGGACUUGGCUAAGGAUCUGCUGAGACUUGUGUCUUUUUAAUCCAUCUCUUUUCUGAAAAUUGUCACUGUACCAGAUGUUGUGAAUGUGAACAGCAGCAUGUUUCAGAGACUAUAAUUAUAUAUCGUUUGAAUUUUGCUUCCCUGGAUGUAAUUAGUGCUAUCCAUAUGUAUGAGAAAUUUCUCCUUUCACACGUUAAGUGACAGUGUUUGAGUGAAGGGUUUACUCGAGUCUUAAAUCACUAAACCAGGAAUAAACAGCAUAUUUGAAGUAGCAAUGGAUGUCCCACCACAAAUCUGUGUUGGGUUAGCUUAGCUCUGCCUUUCUCUCCAUGGUAGCUGUCACAGAUGCUUCUUAAUCUGCUUUUCCAUAAUGUGGCUGUAUGUGUGAAAAUACUUCACUCUGUGAUUGACAUCAUUGGGGAAAUAAAGUGGGGGAAGCUUGCCUUUAAGAGAAAAGGCUUCUAAUAUUUUCACUACUUACUGGGGGAUGAGAAAAACUGAAAGACAGUUGUUUCCCCACUAUGUUUUAACAAACCAAACAAUACAGAGCACCCAGUCCAUCAUCUCAAGGUAGCCAUCACUGUUGAGCCCAGUUUGGGUUUUCUUUGACACGAGGUAUUUUAAACAAGCCCUUGCUUAAACCAACAAAUAAGAAGUUAGCUGUGACUGAUCAUUACACAUGAGGCUGGGUGGUAUGUAUAAACCAAGGCAGUAGUGCUUGCACACAAAGCACUAGCACACCAGUGCCACGUACCCCUGGGCCACACAUCCCUGAUGCAACUGACUGGUUCCACUGAUUUAAGUUAAACUUAAGUUACAAUCCUAUGCACGCUUGCCUAAGAAUGCACCCUGUUGAACCGAAUGAACUUAAUUCCAAGUACGUAAAUAAGCUUAGGAUCAGGCUGAAAGUCCAACGUAGAAUGGAUUGGCGCCAACAGCUUGCACACUGUUAAUUUGCUGUUUCUAAAACCCACACACCCCAGUUAUAAGAACGGAAGCUUACUUUACCAAUUCUUUAAUAUUUUAAACAGCACGAAAAACAGGUUACUUUCCGCUUUUUUUCUUUUUCUUUUUUGAAGGGUUGGCAUGAUUUGAGAGCUGCAACUGAAUGCAUACAGUUGGAGAAGGCUAGUGAGAAGAGUCCUUUUGUCUCACGCUGGCCUAAAUCACAGAGUGAAUAAAGGGUUUUGUAAAUUUUCUUUUGUAUUUAAGAUGAUGCAGUAUAAAGGCUGGAAAAGUGUAAUAUAACUGUAAACACAUCCUGUUAAUAGAAAGAUGUACAGAUUCAUUUUGUACUAUAUCUUGUUGAAUAAAGAUGCCACUUUUGUGAUUGGCCUGUAA
Molecule: messenger RNA, 6958 nt
Organism: Zootoca vivipara (common lizard)
Lineage: Eukaryota; Metazoa; Chordata; Lepidosauria; Squamata; Lacertidae
Gene: SEL1L
Product: SEL1L adaptor subunit of SYVN1 ubiquitin ligase
Biological process (GO): ERAD pathway
Cellular component (GO): endoplasmic reticulum membrane
Molecular function (GO): protein binding
Source: RefSeq, a predicted model, not a curated record